UCGUCCCCCGAUUACGCCUCCGCCUCCGCCUCCGCCUCCGCCUCUUCCCCUCCCCGAUGCACGCCGCGGCCGGCCGCAUCCUCUCCUCCAACGGAGCGCCGUUCUCCUCCUCGCUGCACGCCCCUCCUCCUCUCUGCACGCCUCUCUGCACGCCGUUCUCCUCCUCGCUGCACGCCGUUCUCCUCCUCGCUGCACGCCCCUCCUCCUCUCUGCACGCCUCUCUGCACGCCGUUCUCCUCCUCGCUGCACGCCGUUCCCCUCCCCGACCACCUCUCUGCACGCCACUCCUCCUCGCUACUGUUCUCCCGACGUCAUUCAUCCUCGCGACGCACGCCGUUCGCCUCCUUUCUGCAUGGACCGCCGAAGAGUCCCACCGCCGAUCGCAGCCUUUCACGGACCACCGUUCGCCGCCUCUCCGUUCGUCACCGAGGCCUUUCCAUCCGCCGGCCAUCGCCGUCUUUCCGAGGCGUCGUCGUCGUCCCAACAGCACUUCCUCCAUCGCCAUCGUCGCCGGUCUUCCUAUUUUUGUUCACCACCGCCGCCGUCCUCGCCGUCGCUGGUCUUCCCGUCUUUGCUCACCACCGCCGCCGCCGUCGCCGUCGUUCUCGUCGCCGUCCCUGUUGGUGGUUCAGCAAAAACUAGAUGUCAAGGGUUUAAGGAUGGAUGAGGAAGUUUGUGCUAGCAUCAAGAUACUUCUUUCAUUGAAGUCAAAGGAUCAAAGAUAUCGGCUUCAUAUGCAUUACCUUAACCAUGGAAAGGACUCAGUCUAGUACUGUGACCACAGCAGAGUGGAUAGAUCUUUGUACUUACUGAAGCAAGAAAAAGAUACAGCUAACGUGUGAGCAUAACAAAAAAUCUAGAAGUUUUGUUAAGUGCCAAGCAAACAUCAGGUCAAAAGCUUUUGUACCUAUAUGGCAUGAGAUUGUGAGAUAUCGUAUUUUGAUUAUGACUAAUAUCAUUUGACAUUUAAGUUUCUUGCAAUAGUAACUCAUCUUUUAAAUAGAGUGAAAAUGAAUUGAAUGGAGAAGAGUGCGAUUGAAUUAUGUUAUGGUAUCGUACUCAUUACACCAGAGGUCAUAGUGAUACUCCAGGUAGAUGGACAACUCUCGAGUAUGAGGCAAAAUGGAUGCUAGAGCAGUCCAUAUCCGAUGGAUAUCCUAUGACAGCAGACCAGAUAUGCGAUAAAGUUUUGGGGACUAGAUCGGAUUAUGUCUAUAGUUUGGGAGUUGGACCUCAUCCAGAAGAAAAGAGUUCUUUUUUUAUAUUUAAGAAGAGACUUCAAAAGGAGUUGAAGCAGUCACAAAAGCAUAAUGAAAAGAUGAAGAAGGAGAUUGUAGACAUUAAAGCAUAGAUGGAGCGUCAACAAAAAAUUUUGAAAGAUUUAUGCGCAUCACAGAAUAUUUCUUUAUCAGAUUUAUGAUGUAAGUUACUUAAGUUAUUUUUUUAAUAUAUCCUUAACUCUAUUUUAUAAGCAUAAUGGAACAAUAUAUGUAUUUUGUUACUGUAAUAUAUAGAAAAUUAAUUGAUUAUGUUUUUCUUUU
Messenger RNA from Elaeis guineensis (African oil palm), 1541 nucleotides. The record is from RefSeq and is a predicted model, not a curated record. Lineage: Eukaryota; Viridiplantae; Streptophyta; Magnoliopsida; Arecales; Arecaceae.